This is a messenger RNA of Python bivittatus (Burmese python), 766 nucleotides long. It is a transcript of the gene EIF3K, whose product is annotated as eukaryotic translation initiation factor 3 subunit K. Gene Ontology annotation, molecular function: ribosome binding; translation initiation factor activity. The record is from RefSeq and is a predicted model, not a curated record. Gene Ontology annotation, biological process: regulation of translational initiation. Lineage: Eukaryota; Metazoa; Chordata; Lepidosauria; Squamata; Pythonidae. Gene Ontology annotation, cellular component: eukaryotic translation initiation factor 3 complex; cytoplasm.
CCUCCUGGCUCCGUACCCAUGGCGGCCUUCGAGCAGAUGCGGGCAAGCGUGGGGAAGCUGCUGAAAGGCAUCGACAGAUACAAUCCGGAAAAUCUUGUCACUCUACAGCACUAUGUGGAAACCCAGGCCAAGGAGAAUGCCUAUGACCUAGAGGCCAAUCUGGCUGUGCUCAAACUGUAUCAGUUUAACCCUAACUUAUUCCAAGUCUCGGUGACUGCCCAGAUUCUCCUCAAAGCGCUGACCAACUUGCCCCACACAGACUUCACCCUGUGCAAGUGCAUGAUUGACCAGGCUCACCAAGAGGAGAGCCCGAUCCGUCAGAUCUUAUACUUGGGUGAACUGUUGGAGAACUGUCAUUUUCAGGCCUUCUGGCAAGCUCUGGAUAAGAAUAUGAAACUCCUGGAUGGGAUUGUUGGAUUUGAAGAUUCUGUUAGGAAAUUCAUUUGUCAUGUAGUUGGAAUCACAUACCAGCACAUUGACCGCUGGCUUCUUGCCAAAAUGUUGGGUGAUCUAACAGAUAAUCAGCUGAAGUCUUGGAUGAGCAAAUACGGCUGGACAGAAACGGAGCCUGGGACGAUAUUCAUCUGCAACCAGGAAGAGAGUAUCAAGCCUAAAAACAUUGUGGAGAAAAUAGACUUUGACAGUGUUUCCAGUAUCAUGGCUUCUUCCCAGUGACGCCACAGCGCUCUCCUUAUUCACCGUACUAAUUCUAAUCCCUUUUUAAGAGCGUGGCCAAUAAACAGCUCUCUGACUCACCAAUAGCCUA